Malania oleifera is the source of this 3685-nucleotide messenger RNA. Its product is annotated as probable LRR receptor-like serine/threonine-protein kinase At3g47570. The record is from RefSeq and is a predicted model, not a curated record. The transcript has 2 exons. Bases 340 to 3366 code for a protein of 1008 amino acids. Lineage: Eukaryota; Viridiplantae; Streptophyta; Magnoliopsida; Santalales; Ximeniaceae. Gene Ontology annotation, molecular function: protein kinase activity; ATP binding; protein binding. Gene Ontology annotation, biological process: protein phosphorylation.
GUUGACCAGAAUUUUCUCAUUGUAUUUCUCUGGUAAUGGCCAAGUUAUUAGAUAAUAAAAGUUCUCUCACUCGGACAUGUCUCUCUCUUUCUCUCAGAGAUCACAGAAGAAAGAGAGGAGUAAAUUUGUGAAUUUCAGGCUCGUCGAUGAUUGUGAUCAGAUCGUCUAGCUCGUACUCUCGCGUGCUGCUACAGAUUUCUUCAGUAGAAUUCGUUUUUUAUUGAGCUAUAUGAAAGCUUCACUGCUUCUCAUCAUCCUUUCUUCUUUCUUCUCUCUUCUUCUUUCUUGACCAUUCUCAGGCUCUGCGCCGGCUACGCUUCGACAACUCGAUUGAGCUCCAUGAAAGCUUCACUGCUUCUCAUCAUCCUUUCUUCUCUCUUUUCCUUUCUUGACCAUUCUCAGGCUCUGCGCCACCCACGCUUCGACAACUCGACCGACCAAGAUGCUCUACUCUCAUUCAAAUCCCACGUAACCAAAGAUCCGAGUGGAGUGUUGGAUGGUUGGAACCCAAACACAUCUUUUUGCACCUGGCCAGGAGUCCUAUUCAAUCCCAACAAGAACAGGGUUACUGGUCUGAGUCUUAGAAACCUUUCUUUAACUGGAACUAUCUCUCCCCAUAUCACUAAUCUUUCUUUCCUCCGCUCUCUCGACCUGCAAAAUAACAGCUUUCAUGGUGCCAUUCCUAUAGACAUCGGCAGGCUUUUUCGUUUGGAGUCACUUAUUUUAGCUUCUAAUCACAUUGAUGGAAGCAUCCCUCUAUCUCUCAGCUAUUGUCUAAGGCUUCGAGUCGUUGAUCUAUCGAAGAAUCGGCUCAAAGGAGCAAUACCUUCUGAAUUGGGUAAUCUGUCAAAGCUUCAGGAUUUGAGGUUCAGAAGCAAUAAUCUAACAGGUUCCAUCCCUUUCUCACUGGGCAACCUUUCUUAUCUUAACAAUCUCAUUUUGAUCUCAAAUAAUCUUCAGGGGCCAAUUCCAAGUGAGCUUGGCCAGCUGACUCGCCUUCAGCGGCUAAAAUUGGCGGACAAUGACCUAUCGGGUGUGAUCCCUGCCUCACUCUUUAAUAUGUCUUCUUUAAUUUUUUUUACCUUGGCAAAGAAUCGUAUUUCAGGACGUCUCCCAUCUGACUUGUUUUGGUCCCUGCCUAGUUUAGAAACCUUGUUUGUAGGAGGGAAUUUGCUCGAAGGAGAUGUCCCUUCAUCUCUUUCCAAUGCUUCAAACCUCGAGUUCGUUGAUCUAUCAACCAACCAGUUCUCUGGGCAAGUCCCUUUGCUUUGGAAUCUUCCAAAUCUUCUCUUUUUGAGUCUUGAAAUCAAUCAAUUGGUCAGUGAAGGCAAACAUGGGCUCGACUUUCUUACUUCUCUGGCCAACUCUACUUCUCUCCGAGCGUUAUCUAUUGCUACUAAUCAGUUAACCGGUGAGCUUCCCGCUUCGAUGGGAAACUUGUCUAGGCAGCUGUCUGAGUUGUUUAUGGGGGAAAACCAUUUUGAGGGAAACAUCCCUGAAAGCAUUGGAAAUUUGGCUGGCCUAACUCUGCUGUCUUUGGAAUUAAAUUCUUUCUCCGGAAAAAUUCCUUCUGCGAUUGGGAAUCUUCAAAAUUUGCAGAUCCUAAUCUUGGACUUGAACUUUUUAUCUGGGUCUAUACCUGAAUCGCUAGGAAACUUGAGUCACUUAUAUGAACUGGGUUUGAGUACAAACAGCCUGACAGGCAGCAUCCCUACAAUCCUAUUAAACUGUCAACAUCUGCAAAGGCUCGAUCUCUCAAUCAACAGUCUCGAUGGCAACAUACCCAAAGAAAUCUUUGGCUUCCCCAGUCUAGGAGUACUUUUUAAUAUUUCGUGGAACUCUCUAACUGGGGUUUUGCCUGCUGAAAUUGGCAACUUGAAAAUGGUGCAAAAUUUGGAUAUCUCUAAGAACAAUCUGUCAGGAGCAAUUCCAUCCACAGUGGGUGAUUGUUCAAACUUAAUGUACUUGGAUAUGUCUAGCAACUCCUUCCAAGGACACAUUCCCACUUCAUUAACUAAUUUAAAAGGCAUAGAAUACAUUGACCUUUCUUCCAACAAUUUAUCUGGUCCAAUCCCUUCUUCACUGAAAAGCCUUCUCUACCUCAAGCUUUUGAACCUCUCCUCCAACAGGCUUCAGGGAGAGGUACCCAAAGGAGGCAUCUUUCUUAACUCAUCUAGUGUUUUUCUCACUGGAAAUUCUGAGAUUUGUGGGGGAAUUCCCGAGUUUGGUUUAUCUGCAUGUUCUACUUCUAAAAACCACUCCCAUGCAUCGAGAAAGGCUUUAAUUAUAGGAGUAAUUGCGGGCUCAACAGCCAUACUUUUUCUCAUUUUGUUCUGCAUCUUCAUAACAUUAUAUGUGAGGAGGAAUAGGCAGAUUGGUUCAAGAGGCACAAGUGUCAUAUCAUUUGAGGGUCCUCACAGGUUUUAUUCCCUUUAUGACAUAAAAUCUGCGACCAAUAAUUUCAAUGACCAGAACUUGAUAGGGGAAGGAAGUUUUGGCUCCGUGUACAAGGGAGUAAUGAGAGAUGGGACUUUGGUUGCUGUGAAAGUCUUCAACAUGGACCUACAUGGAGCUUCCAAGAGUUUUCUGGCUGAGUGUGAAGCCCUCCGGAACAUACGGCACCGAAACCUUGUCAAAAUCUUGACUGCUUGCUCAAGUAGCACAUUCAAAGCUCUGGUUCUGCAGUUUAUGCCAAAUGAAAGCUUGGAUAGGUGGCUUCAUCAUGAGAGAGGAGAGCAAAAGAAGGUGCUAACUCUAAAACAAAGACUGGAAAUAACCAUAAAUGUUGCAUCUGCAAUGGAGUACCUUCAUCAUGAAUGCGAAACGCCCGUGGUGCACUGUGAUCUCAAACCAAGCAAUGUUCUCCUCGACCAAGACAUGACCGCUCAUGUUGCGGACUUUGGGCUUGCAAGAAUGCUUCGUGGGACUGCUUCAAAUCAUCACACAAGUAGCUCCGUAGGCUUGAAAGGGUCUAUUGGCUACAUUGCACCAGAAUAUGGUUUUGGUGGCAACGUGUCAACGAAAGGGGAUGUGUACAGUUAUGGGAUCAUUCUGCUAGAGAUGUUCACAGGAAAGAAGCCAAUAGAAGGGAUGUUCAGUGGAGAAAUGACCCUUCAGAAGUGGGUGGGGGCAGCAGUUCAGGAGCAAGUGGUAGAGAUUUUGGAUGAUGGCUUGAGAGAAUGCUGUAAAGAGGGGGUUGUAUCUGAUAGCUUAAGCUCAAUCUUGAAGAUUGGAUUAUCAUGUGCAAGUGAGGCGCCUGAAGACAGACCAGACAUGAAAGAUGUCUCUGCAAUGAUCAAAAGAGCUAUGACCAUGGUGAUCCAUGGAGUUAGAAGGAGUGAACUUCAUGGUGAUCCAUCAAUAUAGGGAAGACAAUAAUGCGCUUGAUUUUCUCGAAGGAGAAAUGGGAAACAAUGUUAUCUACAAAGAACAAUAUCUUUUAUCACGUUCUCUAAAAAGUAUCUUUUGGAUGGAUAAGUUGGGUCUCACUUCCCUUUGUUAGUAGUUCAUCCUCUAGAUUUUUGUUUAGUUGGUUUAGAUUUUCUGAUUUUAGUUUAUUUUAUUAUUUUUGUUUUUGAUAGGCCUGUUUAGUUUUGUUUCUUAUUUAAUUUAUUUGGAUUUGUAGUCCUAUUUUGGUUGGUUGCUGGUGUUAUUUUUGGGAGGCUUUUAAUGUCUUUUUUAUCUA